Molecule: messenger RNA, 906 nt
Organism: Zea mays
Lineage: Eukaryota; Viridiplantae; Streptophyta; Magnoliopsida; Poales; Poaceae
Exons: 3
Coding region: 195-644 (149 amino acids)
Source: RefSeq, marked validated
AUUCAUUCCAACCAAACGGCAAACGCAACCCUAGGAAGCAAGCCCACAGGACCUCUCUGCUUCUGCGGUUUCGGCAUUGGGAUAUAGUCCCUACCAGACAGAAUCGAUUCCAGUCCAGGCUUCCAGCGCGAGAGGGAUCCAUCUCCGUUGAGUCGAGGCGGCUCCAACUCCGGCUCGUGGCCUCGCGGACCAACAUGGCCGCCCCUUCGCCCUCGCCGGUGGAGGCUACCCUACCGCCUGAGGCCGCGGCCGCCGCCGAGGAAGACCAGUGGGAUGCUGAUGGAUAUGUUAUUCCUAAUUUGCCCACUCAAGAUAAUGAUGUGGCUGAGCCUAGUGUCCCCAAAGAAAAAGAUCCUGAGCCUCUACAGGCAAACGAUGAGAAAAUAUAUCUGGGACCUCAUGGAGCUCCACCAUCUCAAGCAAAGCAGCAGGAGCUGAACACCGUUGGCCGCAAGCAGCGGUUCCGGAACAAGCUGAAGGAAGCAGAUAGGAAAUUCCCCGGCAAUGCUCAGGAGAACAAGGUGGAGAACCUAAGGGAGCUGAUGGGUGCUAGAGGUGGUACCAGCCUGCCUAAGAGCUCUCCUCGUGAUUGGCUCGAUCCGCACUGCCAUGAAUCUGAAUUCGACAGAAAACCAACUAGAUGACCGGCAAACGAUGCAGCGUGCGUUUACCUGAAGGUUGAUUACGCUGUAGCACUGGUGCGAGGUGUUAUUCGCCAAUAACAGAUACUUAUGGUUGACUAAUAGAUGAAGCAAAGCAAAAGGGUUUCUUGUGGUGUAAUUUAUCGGAGCUCUACUGUUCUCCAUGUCGCGUAAAUACUCUUAAUUCUCGGUUGUGCGCGUGUGUCGUUGCAUUUGCUAUUUACAUUGGAAAAAUAUAUGGAAACAAGUUGCUGUUGCGUAACUA